Molecule: messenger RNA, 1374 nt
Organism: Phytophthora nicotianae INRA-310
Lineage: Eukaryota; Oomycota; Peronosporomycetes; Peronosporales; Peronosporaceae
Exons: 1
Coding region: 12-1217 (401 amino acids)
Biological process (GO): positive regulation of G2/M transition of mitotic cell cycle; protein dephosphorylation; positive regulation of G2/MI transition of meiotic cell cycle
Cellular component (GO): nucleus; cytoplasm
Molecular function (GO): protein tyrosine phosphatase activity
Source: RefSeq, a predicted model, not a curated record
GAAAACUAAAAAUGGCGGGCGACUGUGACCUGUCAGAGCAGCCACGCCGCUCCCAUUUGACACCACUACUGUCCUCGCAACUACAGCUAUCUACUCCGCCGUGCUCGUCCUCUACGCGGCCAAACACAACGCAAAACUCAGAGAGACCCACGAAACAUGUCGGCAACAGGUCGCGGCGACUACCGGAACGUCGAGCCGACGUGCCGCAUUCAAGCCGACGACGGGUUAUUUUCGACGCCGAAAAUACACAACAUGUGGCAGAUGAACCAAAACUAACAGAUUAUGUGGCACAAAAUAUGGCAAGUGACGAACAGCUACAAGGCCGCAAGCGUGCAGCACAGGGUGCAGAAGAAAUGGAGCUGUCCCCGAGAUCGACAUUGACACAACAGAUAAUUCACAAGAAGAAGUCAAAGAUAGCAGUUGAAUCGAAGCAGCUUGUGCUUAAGCGAGCGGUAUCCAGCUACUCCGAAAUGUCCUCGAGCAGCUUAUCUCCUGCUCCAGUUUUUCCGCCAAGGCUACUUCGCCAUCAUGCAUCGGAACAGCUAAUCAGUAUCAAAACUGCAUCUGCACCACCACCGGAACCGACUCUACCGACGGUGUAUUCAAGCAAGCACCCAGACUUAAACGUGAUAACACCCGAGACUGUGGCUAGAAUUCUAAGAGGGGAGUUCAAGGAGCAAUUGGCUGGAUUUAAGCUGUUGGAUUGUAGAUUCCCGUUUGAGUUUGAAGGCGGGAGCUUGAAAGGUGCCAGCUCGCUGUGUGAUCCCGAAAAUAUGGAGAUGCAGUUUUUCCAACCGACGACAUUCGAGCACACCACACGUACGGCGCUUAUUUUCUUCUGUGAGUUCUCGGCUAACCGAGCACCGAAGAUGCUGCGUCAUGUACGCAAUGUGGACCGAAGACUGCAUGCUGAUAGUUACCCCGAACUAUACUACCCGGAGUUGUAUCUAAUUCACGGAGGCUACAAGAACUGCUUCGAGACACUUCAACAUGAGAUCUGUGCGCCUUCCGCUGUGUACGUGGCUAUGGAAGACGAACGAUUUGUUGAGGAAUGUCGCCGUGAAUUUGCCACUUGGAGACGACGCUGGAAGUCGCACAAAACUGUCGCCAAUUGCGCUGCAAAAUUGGAAAUAUCUCCACGACAUAAGAGGCGGGGUCAUCAUCAAGUCCGAUCAAAUGGUGUUGCUGGCGUUCGCUCUCUUUUUGAUGACUUAUAGGAGCGUGAAUGCGCUAAUCAACCAAGUUAUGUAUCUUACGCGACUUGAAUGAAUAAGGUAUAGACGAACGUGUUGCCUCUACACCGUGAAAUAAUGCGAAAGAAAACAAGCUACUGCUAUUCGAAACAACAGUCUCGCUACAACCUUCAAUUCGAGG